Messenger RNA from Suillus paluster, 2514 nucleotides. RefSeq lists its product as uncharacterized. The transcript is spliced from 12 exons. The record is from RefSeq and is a predicted model, not a curated record. Bases 1 to 2514 code for a protein of 837 amino acids. Lineage: Eukaryota; Fungi; Basidiomycota; Agaricomycetes; Boletales; Suillaceae.
AUGUAUCGGUGCCAAGACUGUCAUGGUGCAGAGUUGAUGUGUCCCACAUGUGCUGUGCAUAUACACAAGAGGCAGCCGUUUCACAGGAUUGAGUGCUGGAACGGUACCUCGUUUCAGAUCACUACAUUGAAGGCCUUGGGGGCCCACUUUCAACUCAAGCAUCCCAUUGGUGUCCAAUGCAUCAAUCUGAUCCCUGCAUUCAACAAUGACUUCGUUAUCCUCGACUGCAAUGGUAUUCACGAAGUCGGACUUGAUUUCUGUGGAUGUGAGUCUGCUCAGCCGCACAUUAUUCAGUUGUUACGUGUUCGCUUGUUUCCUGCCACAACGUCAGACCCUAAAUCAGCCGCCACCUUUCGCGUGUUAGAGUAUUUUCAAAUGCUGUCCUUUGAAUCUAAAGUAUCGGUAUGGGAGUUUUACAAUACAGUUGCUUGCCUCAUGGAAAACACAGGCAAUGUCCUCAAGGAUCGUUAUGAUAGUCUCCGCCGGAUGAUACGUGAAUGGCGCUUUGUGAUGCAAAUGAAGCACUGCGGUCAGGGUCAUCAUCCGGGAGGCAUUAAAGCAACAGAGGCUGGUGCUUGCGCUGUCUUAUGCCCUGCCUGUCCCCAUCCAAACAAAAAUCUACCUGUUGGGUGGGAAAAUUCUCCACCGGAAUUCCAAUUUUUAUAUGCGAUAUUCCUUGCAAUCGACGCCAAUUUCCGACUGGUUCGGCAUAAUGUAUCAUCAGACACCAUUGAUCCUGGAUUGAAUCAUGGGUACACAUUUUUCGUGGAGGAGACUGGGUACAAGCACUUCCUGGCUUUGUGCAAUAGGGUGGGCAAUGCUCAGGAGAAGAGCACAUGUUCUAGCCACUCCGCUGUGAACCUGGCGGAUAUGAGAGCUUUGUGUGGACUUGCAGCAAUGGGUGUAGGCACAGUUAAUUGUGCAUGGCACAAUUUCAAGCGACCGUGUUCAGUCGGUGACUUACAAAAGGGGGAGAGGUACAUCAACAUGGAUUAUCUUUUUUUUUCAAGCAUGCGGUCUUCACACAACAUUCACGUCCUUAAUAUAUCUUAUGACAUUGCCUGUCAGUGGAACAAAAACCUUUGGUCACGCAUGUCAGCAUUCCCACAUGAGUAUUGUAUUGACCACGACAACAAGCUUGUCACAUUCCUAGUUCCUAAAUUCCAUCUGCCAGUGCACAUCGCCAGUUGCCAAACGAGGUUCUCAUUUAACUUUAUCAAAGGUGUUGGGCGGACUGAUGGUGAAGCCCCGGAGCGCAGGUGGGCAGAUAUUAACCCUAUCACUACAAGCACUCGUGAGAUGGGACCUGGAUCGAGGCAAGACACUGUAGAUGACCACUUUAACAACUGGAAUUGGAAGAAGGUCUGCACCAUGGGCACCAUUCUCCUCUGUAAAUAUAAGGCUGCAAUACCUAAGGCUGAAGAACGUGCCGGUGAUCUUAAGGAGUUUGAGGCUGCCCUUGAUGCAGAUCAAUUAGCUGGAUGGCGGAAAGAGAUUGAGAUGUGGGAGUCAGACUGCUCCUUGACGAAUCCGUUUGAAGUCAAAGCAAGGACUACUGUGACCCAGGCUGCCAUGCAUCUGGCAUUAUCGAAGGCCAAGGUGGAAGAAAUCGAUAAGUAUUCAGGUACAAGUAUUGUAGUCAUCGCUCACACAGCUUCAUGUAGACAAUGUGUUGAGUUUGAGGCGAAGACCAUCGGACAGCAUGCCACAGAUGCCCAAAAAGUCAAGAUACUCCAACACAUCAAUAGCCUCCACCUACAACUGUUAUACAUGCCCUACGUCUCCUGCCUGCGUUCACCCAAUGACAUUGCCUCUGAGGACAAGGCCCACAAAAUCAACCUCUUUCUCCCUUCAUCACUGCCCCCGACAUUCCCAUGUGACAACCGCUUACUAAAGUAUGAAUGGGAUUUGCGUCAAGCGCAGGCAAACAAUGCUCUAAAUGACCUCUGCGCUCGUGCGAACACUCGUGCUCAUGGCAUCAUCAAUUCUGCUGAAAGCCAAAUUGAUGCAAUAUCAGCUAAGUACACAGCUGCCCGAGACGCACUUGUUAUACUUGCAUCGAAACUAGGCAAGAAUGAUGACUGGCGGCGGAUACUGAAGCCACUGGACAGGACAAAAGAUGCGGUCCCACUCAAACACGACAAAGGGAAGACGGUCGGCCAACAGAAUAUUUCAUGGAUAUGGAAAGUGGCUGGGGUAUCAAACAAUCAGGAGGAAGGACUGCAGGAUUCAUUACGUGUGGAAUGGUGCAAGGCGCGGGCACGGGCUCAUCAGUGGGAGGAGGAAGUCCAGCUCCUGUGUGAGGAAAUGCAUUGUGUUCUUGCCUUCUUGGAGUGGCAGGCUGGAUGGUGGGACGCGCAAGGCUUGCAACACCAAUUUGUCUCGUCUGCAUUCACAGAGGGGGCAGUUGCAUAUGCACAUUGCCAGGCAAUGCUAUGCCGGAGAAUGUCUGCACAGUUCAGGUUGUUGUGGGAAGCCAUCCCCUCAUGGACUGCUGUGCCUCUCGUGGACUAA